Messenger RNA from Vollenhovia emeryi, 1516 nucleotides. Its product is annotated as zinc finger matrin-type protein 2. Gene Ontology annotation, cellular component: spliceosomal complex; U4/U6 x U5 tri-snRNP complex. Gene Ontology annotation, biological process: mRNA splicing, via spliceosome. The record is from RefSeq and is a predicted model, not a curated record. The coding region runs from base 110 to 703 and encodes 197 amino acids. The transcript is spliced from 5 exons. NCBI's taxonomy places the organism in Eukaryota, Metazoa, Arthropoda, Insecta, Hymenoptera, Formicidae. Gene Ontology annotation, molecular function: nucleic acid binding; zinc ion binding.
CUCUCUCUAGCGAUAUAUUUGGGUCGACGAGUUUUGAGAAGAGGCAAAUAUUAGUUAACCUCACAAUAUCGCAUAUUUUAUUAUUGCGAUCGGACAAAAUAGUGCAAACAUGUCUACGCGGCCCGAUGAUCACCGAAGGAAAUGGAACCGGGAGGAAUAUGAGAGGAUCGCGCUUCAAAGACUCCAAGAUGAGAUCGCCGAGGAAGAAUUAGGGAUUCCGAAGCAGCCAGCAGUUAAAAGAGAAUUGCUCAAGCAAAGAGAUUAUAAAGUCGAUCUCGAGUCUAAACUAGGAAAAAGUGUUGUCAUCAACAAAAACACGCCGUCGUCGCAAACCGGAGGCUACUACUGCAAUGUUUGCGACUGUGUUGUCAAAGAUUCGAUCAAUUUCUUGGACCAUAUUAAUGGGACAAAACAUCAACGUAAUCUGGGAAUGUCCAUGAAGAUAGAGCGAUCUACAUUGGACCAGGUUAAGGCGAGAUUUGCGCAGAACAAAAAGAAGCUCGAGGAAAAAAAGAAAGAUUAUGAUCUGGAGCAAAGGGUGAAGGAGCUCAAGGAAGAGGAGGAAAAGAUCAAAGAGUACAGGAAGGAGAAGCGAAAGGACAAAAAGAGAAAGAUUGAGGAACUUUCCGAGGAUGACGCAGGGCCUUCCGACGAAAUGGCCGCGAUCAUGGGAUUCUCUGGCUUCGGCUCGAAGAAAAAGUGACAAACUGCUUCUGACGAGCGUUCGUGAACAAUUUUCGCUACUCCGAAAAAGAAAAUAAUGUUUCUUUGAAAAAGAUCGUGCCCGGUACGACUUGGAAGACGAACAGAAAUUCCAAUUUUUAUUGGAAUUUAAGGGGGCGAUUUGUGAAUAUAACGUUUAUGAUGUAUUUCUUAUUUUUCCAUCAUUGUUACAACAGUUUCAAGAUGAGAAAAAAAAGCUAUGAAUUACAAAUCCGACCAAUGUGAACGUAACAAAUGACACGAGCUUAACCGGUAAUUUAUUUAAGAUUAAUUAAAAAUUAAUUAAGAUUAUUUGGAUACGAAUGUAUAAUGUAAAUAAGUUAAGUAUAUCUUUGAAACAAUUUCCAUAUCUGUCGAGCUUCUUCGUGAAAGUGCGGGACUUUGCAAUUGGUUAAUGCCGAAAGAAAAUUCAUAUAUCGUGCAUGUAGGAAUAAAAUUUACGAAAAUUAGCGUAUAUAGAACUUAACACCGAUAUUUCCCUCAUUAUUCCGUUUAAAUGUCAUUGCGUUAACACUACCGGGAGCUUACGGUGAAUAUUUUUUUGUUUGUUUCAAUUCCGACGAUAAUCACGCCAUAUCAAAUGGGACACGGUCGAAUGUUUCUAUCGAUAUUCUUGUCACAAUCAAGCAAUUUAUAAUGUUUAAACCAACGUAGCUUUCCUGAAUGUGUAAUGAAUGUGCUACACUCGCAGAGCAUGAAAUCAAGACUGAGAAAAAUUUAAUUAAGAAACUUGAUGCGUCCGUUAAACAAUCCAACACAAUUGUACAAUAAAACAAGAAUAAUCGGUCAAUGU